This is a messenger RNA of Mytilus trossulus (common blue mussel), 1082 nucleotides long. RefSeq lists its product as uncharacterized. Bases 384 to 1082 code for a protein of 232 amino acids. NCBI's taxonomy places the organism in Eukaryota, Metazoa, Mollusca, Bivalvia, Mytilida, Mytilidae. The record is from RefSeq and is a predicted model, not a curated record. The transcript is spliced from 2 exons.
GUCUUGACUGGCAUGUCCUGUAACUGGCAUAAGGCCAAUUAAAAUUAAUUGAUAGAUUUUCAUCCCCGCCUGCCCCUCUGAAAUCGUCCUGCCCUGAUUUUUUUUAUUUUAUAGAAUUUACGAUUUACAUAUUUUGUUCAUUUCCGUUACCGAUAACCGUUAAAAUUUCGUUUCAUUUAUGACUUCCUGUUUCAAAUUUCUGUUUUGUACCUCGAGUAAAUCUAACCAAAAUGAUUGUCGACAUAUUCUGCUGCUCUAUGACGACAACAUCAUUUUCCAAGAGUAAAGAUUGAUAACGAGACUUGCGUGAAAUAUUUGUUUGACCAGAAAAACGCUGAGUCCUAGACCACAAAUUACGUGUGAGGAAAUACGUGGACAACCAGAUGAACAGGCGUCUCCGACGAGUUGGUAUGCCAUACGGCUAUGUGGCUCCACGACUAGAGGCACCACGAUGCUCUCGUCGUCUUUUAGGGUUGGAGCCAGAACCAGUUCUUGUCCCAGUUGCGUCUCCUGAGCUGCCAAGAAAUGAUCAACCUGAACAUUUCGAAGCAGUUAUUGUACCUCGGGCACGAUUAUUCUCCGUCAUGGUUCCUGAAGCAGCUAUUCAAAUUGCUGAUGACGAGGAUGAUAUGGUCGAGGUUGAGAUAGCUGGCGAGGAGCUCUCGGUUCUGGAGUCAACUCUGGAGGAGGAAGAGGUCAUCGAGCUGUCUGUGCUGUGUGGUAUAGACACAACGGUGGAGGACCCAGCCGACUGGUUCCUGGAGGAGACUGUGUCUUUCCUGCCAACAGAGGAGGAGACUGUUGUGUUCGAGGAGGUAGUGGACGAGGAUGCAACAACCAACCAUGCUGAAGAGACUGUCUGGUAUGGUCCUGAAGAGGUUGAGGUUCCAGCCACUCCAGCCACACCGUAUGUUGUUAUAGGUAAUGAUGUAGGUGUUCCUUUGGACUGGGAGGUGAUCCCUGCUCCAGUGGUUGAUGUUGCUCCUGUCCCUGAGGCAGCUGGGAGGUUUGCUGGGUGGAGACAGGUGGCUAGAGUGCUAGGCUGCCUUGUUACUUCAUACCAAACUGUCUCAGCUGUCUAA